This is a messenger RNA of Cooperia oncophora, 444 nucleotides long. The record is from the annotation of a GenBank genome assembly. NCBI's taxonomy places the organism in Eukaryota, Metazoa, Nematoda, Chromadorea, Rhabditida, Trichostrongylidae.
AUGCUCAAACUCGCCGCCCUCGUCUGUUUUGUUGCCGUUUCGUUCGCUCAGGAAGCACAAGGACCUCCACCGUUUUUGGCCAGUGCCUCCCCUGCUAAACAAAAGGAGUUCGAGGCACUGCUGGCUAAUGCAGGGAGCAUGACCGAUCCCCAAAUUGACAAGGCCGUCACGGACUGGAUUGCAAAGCAGGACCAGAAAAUUAAGACCGCCUUUGACGAGUUUGUGAAGCAAGUGAAGGCAGCUCAGGCUAAAAGCGAAGCGGCUCACCAGGCUGCUCUCAACAAGUUCAGUCCGGCAGCGAAGGCGGCAGAUGCAAAACUCUCAGCAAUCGCUAACGACCAAACGAAGACUAACAAUGCAAAGGCUGAGGAGAUUAGCGCCCUAAUGGCUUCACUGCCAGCAAACGUUCGUACCGAGAUCGAGACAGCAAUGAAAGGACUAUGA